This is a messenger RNA of Pygocentrus nattereri (red-bellied piranha), 1995 nucleotides long. RefSeq names its product ras-related protein Rab-21-like. Bases 210 to 863 code for a protein of 217 amino acids. Lineage: Eukaryota; Metazoa; Chordata; Actinopteri; Characiformes; Serrasalmidae. The record is from RefSeq and is a predicted model, not a curated record. Gene Ontology annotation, molecular function: GTP binding; GTPase activity. Gene Ontology annotation, biological process: Rab protein signal transduction. The transcript has 7 exons.
CAUCGCCCCCUGCUGGAUGCGGAGGGAAGCGCGAAGAAGCGGUGGCGGAGUUCGCGCAGAAACGGGGAAGUUAAAGUGAGAUCUUGGGAAGUUCGUGCGGAUCUGAUUCUUCAACUUCGCGGUCGAAGGGCCUUUCACCGCCAGGCGGACGGAGACGAGCGGACAAACAGCGCUGGGCUCCGGUUUCGACCUCAGGGCGGAACUUCGUCAUGGCGUCUGCGGGACACAGAGCCUUCAGCUUUAAAGUGGUCGUGCUGGGCGAAGGCUGUGUGGGCAAAACAUCGGUCAUCCUGAGGUACUGCGAGAACAAGUUCUACAGUAAACACAUCACAACCCUGCAGGCUUCAUUCUUCACCAAGAAGUUGAACAUCUCUGGAAACCGAGUCACUCUGUCCAUUUGGGACACGGCUGGACAGGAGAGGUUCCAUGCUCUCGGCCCCAUUUACUACAGAGAGUCCAACGGAGCCAUUCUCUUAUACGACAUCACAGACGAAGAUUCAUUUCAAAAGGUAAAACUGUGGGUGAAGGAGCUGAGGAGAAUUCUGGGUAAUGACGUAUGUUUAUGCAUAGUGGGAAACAAAACUGACCUGGACAAAGACAGAAAUGUUUCAGCUGAAGAAGCCGAGAGGUAUGCGGAGGCAGUCGGGGCUCAGCACCACCAAACUUCUGCUAAACUGAACACAGGAAUUAACGAGCUCUUCCUCAGCCUCUGUAAACGUAUGAUGGACGCAGCGCUGGUGGAGGAACGUUCCCGAAUCGACUCCUCUCCGGUCUCGGGCCACGCCCACCGCAGCCUGCAGAUAGUGGACGCUGAACCAGAGGAAACCACUACAACCGCAGCGCACUGCUGCUCCUCUGGAUGACUGCACUGACCCGCACAACGGCCGGACUGCAUUUAGCGUGUUUAGCACCCUUUUCUUUUCACUGUUUACACCUGAAGGAAAAUAUGAGACUCACUGCCCUCCAAAGUUUUAAGGACAUCGAGAUAUUUAGUGCUUUUAGUGCAAAUUUCAUCAUAAACUAAACCUGCACUUGAAAAGGGAAAUGUGUCUAAAUGUUUGUGGGGCAGUUUGUGUGUCUGUGUGUAGUUGGUAAAGUGAAUGUUACUGAAAGGCAAGACCCCCAAAGACCCCCCAGUAGUGUUCCUCCAGCACAAACAGCACAACACUAACAUUUUAAUGGAAGAAGAAGUGAAUCUAUGCUAAUUUGUUCUGUUGUUUCCUAAUUUGUUUCUGUUGUCUGUUGAUUAUCAGAGUGUUUACUGAUAAAUGUGGUAUAUUUUACACACAGCAGGUGUUUAAAUCUCCAGGGAAACACACUUCACUGUGACCCGUUUAUACGACGCUUCACUGUGACCCGUUUAUACGACUCUUCACCGUGACCCGUUUAUACGACUCUUCACCGUGACCCGUUUAUACGACGCUUCACUGUGACCCGUUUAUACGACGCUUCACCGUGACCCGUUUAUACGACUCUUCACUGUGACCCGUUUAUACGACUCUUCACCGUGACCCGUUUAUACGACUCUUCACCGUGACCCGUUUAUACGACUUUUCACAGUGACCCAUUUAUACGACGCUUCACCGUGACCCGUUUAUACGACGCUUCACCGUGACCCGUUUAUACGACGCUUCACCGUGACCCGUUUAUACGACGCUUCACUCUGACCCGUUUAUACGACGCUUCACCGUGACCCGUUUAUACGACUCUUCACCGUGACCCGUUUAUACGACUCUUCACCGUGACCCGUUUAUACGACGCUUCACCGUGACCCGUUUAUACGACGCUUCACCGUGACCCGUUUAUACGACGCUUCACUCUGACCCGUUUAUACGACGCUUCACUCUGACCCGUUUAUACGACUCUUCACCGUGACCCGUUUAUACGACUCUUCACUGUGACCCGUUUAUACGACGCUUCACUGUAACCUGUUUAUAAAGAGUUUUGCUUUCAGACGAGUGUUUUAAUAAAAUAACUGCUGUGAAACACAAACAA